This is a messenger RNA of Macrosiphum euphorbiae (potato aphid), 474 nucleotides long. The record is from the annotation of a GenBank genome assembly. NCBI's taxonomy places the organism in Eukaryota, Metazoa, Arthropoda, Insecta, Hemiptera, Aphididae.
AUGUCAAAUAAAAGAAGACGCUGUUUCACUAUUGCUGAAAAAGUGAAAAUAAUUGAACGUUUAGAAUGUGGUGUUUCUAAUAAAGAUCUUUGCCAAGAGCUAGGAAUUAGUCAAUCAACACUAUCUACCAUAUGGAAAUCAAAAGACCAAAUAAAAAGCGUUUUUCAAAAAGACGUGACAUCUAUUAAAAGGUUAAAAUGUAGCCAACAUCAAGACGUCGAACUGGCUCUCUUGGAAUGGUUCAAAAUACAACGAUCUAAAAAUAUUCCAAUAAGUGGUCCGAUACUUCAAGAAAAAGCGACCGAAUUCGGGAAGCGUUUUAAUAAAAUCGAUUUUCAAUGUUCUUCUUCUUGGAUUACCCGUUUUCGUCAAAGACACAAUAUCGUUUUUGGAAAAAUAAGUGGAGAAUCGUCAAGCGUUCCUGUUGGUGUUUCGGAAAAUUUUCUGGAACACGUUUGGCCUAAUUUGCGUUAA